AUGACCCGCUCGCUUCCUCUCCUCGUCGGGGCGUUUGCCGCCGUCGCGACCGCCGAGACAACGGCCUAUGUCAGCUUCAUGAUGCCCGAUUGGGAUGGAGAGUAUCUCUCCGCCUCCGUCGUCGGCGUUGAGGGUGCCGCGACAACUCUCGCUGUUGGCUGCAAGGGCAUCACGCUGGACUGGAAGAUGUGCGAUACCAACCCCAAGACAAUUGUCGGAGGACCCUCCACCUUGUCCAUCAACUGGGUUGAUCGGAGUGCUCAUCUGUAUGACGAUGUCUUGUACACCCGGUCUCAGGAUAUUCGGUGCGACAUCUACCCCGAGCAAAGCACGGCGACCUGCACUUCGACCGACAUUUCCGUAAUCAAUGGCAAGAGGACCACCAGCGUGACGAUUGAGCCAACUUCCAGACCCGACAUUUACUUUCAACCUGUGGCUAUCACUGCGGGCCUCGAGAAGCUGGAUGGCAAAGAUGACGACGAGACAACCACGAUCCUUACCACGACCGCCCAGCCUCAAAGCACGAGUGUCGAGACAACCGCAUCUGAGACGUCGUCCGAGGUUGCAGUCGAGACUUCGUCUGAGCUUCAUAUUCCAUCUGAGCUUGUUGUGCCGACUCAAGCGACCGCACCAUCCAAGGCCCAGGGUAAUGACACCGCCAAGGCUACGUCCAUCUCAGCGCCCAGCACUGGUCCAAGCACUCCCGUCGAGGUCAGCCAUGCUAUUGGCCUCGGAUUGGCCCACAGCGCUCUUGUGGCUGGUCUUGUUGCUCUUGUUGGGGGCGCUGCUAUGCUUUUGUAG
This is a messenger RNA of Fusarium keratoplasticum, 801 nucleotides long. RefSeq lists its product as uncharacterized. Lineage: Eukaryota; Fungi; Ascomycota; Sordariomycetes; Hypocreales; Nectriaceae. The transcript is spliced from 2 exons. The record is from RefSeq and is a predicted model, not a curated record. The coding region runs from base 1 to 801 and encodes 266 amino acids.